UAGUUCCACGUGACCAGUUGAGAUGACGUCAGUGUCGAAGCAGCAAAGUUUAAUGGCCGAGAGUUUUACGAGUAGUUGUUGCUUUUCCAUUUGGUUGUAAUCGGUUUCAGGUCCGGACCGGAUUAGUCCUACGGGCACCCGGAUGACAGGCUCGCUACAAGACGGCAAGUUGAGGAAAGCAGCAGCGCUGAGCUUCAGGGAAAUCAGGACCGAGGCAGAAAUCUUCACGGAGUCUGGGACGACUGUGAACAGCGACGUGCGCCCCCCGGUGGUGAGAACACAACAACAGAAGAGAGAGGAACCGGACAGGAGUGGAGGUGUGGAUGAGAUCAGAUGGAGCCAGAUAAGCUAAUGAAGAGCUUUGACAGUGAUGAGGAGAUUUUAGAUUCUCUGUUUAAGGGGAAGCCAGUGGAGUUGUUGCAGAGCGCGGGUGUUGUGAUGGGUGGUUUGUGAUAACAACACGUGCUGGUUCUGGAGGGAUGUGCUGGGGAGCCCAAAGAGGUGGAGUCAGUCCAGGAAGUGACAAGACAUCACGCAGGUUUGUGCCACUCGGACAAAGAGAACUGAGUGGAGUUCUGUUUGUCAGGACCUUAGUUGGAUCUGCUGUGGACCAGGACGAGAACAGCUGCUUUAGUGAAGAUCUGGACAUCUGCAAUGGGGGACGCCUUUGGUUUGGUCUACUGUCUGGCUAAGGAGGAGGACUAUGAGCAGGUCAUGAAGAUCUGCACUUCAAAGGACUACAACGGACUGGACUACCUGCCUGCCUUCUUUCACCGCUGGCUGAAGGAACCUGGACGGAUCGUCCUCUUGGCUUGGAUGAAAGACAGAGUGGUGGCGCUGGAAUCUGCCUUGCUCGUGGAUGGGGGUCAGACGGUUGUGUUUCAGGGUCGCAGGGUGGUUUCUGACCUCAGAGGCAGUGGCAUCGCUGGCGUCCUCCACAGUCAUGUGACCUCCUACGUCCGCAGUCAGUACCCAGAAGUCUGUGCUGUCAGAAUGAGCCGAGGAGACCAUCCUUCAGAACGAAUCCUGUCUAAAUACAGACUUGUUGCUAAAGAGACAGGUGUUCUCGUCAUCAGAGCAUCUCUGGAGGAGAACCCGGACCAGGACAAGAUCUGUGGAAUGGAUCAGAUGGAUGUUAACGGGAACUAUCUACAUUCUGUCAGAGAAACCAGAAGAACCUCUAGAUCUGACCCAGAAUCUGCACCUGGACCCAAAUACAAAGAGCAGCAGAACCAGUUCCAUCCAGUAAACCCAGAAGUUUCAAACAAAAACGCUUCAACGAGGACCGAUUGAUCCACUUUACGCCCAGAAUCAGAACCAGGGGAUCUUUUAAUCUGGAAACUCCUCCGACAAACAUCAAGCGAAUCAAUAAGACACGAGG
Messenger RNA from Nothobranchius furzeri (turquoise killifish), 1381 nucleotides. Its product is annotated as histidine N-acetyltransferase. The record is from RefSeq and is a predicted model, not a curated record. Lineage: Eukaryota; Metazoa; Chordata; Actinopteri; Cyprinodontiformes; Nothobranchiidae.